Molecule: messenger RNA, 1367 nt
Organism: Clunio marinus
Lineage: Eukaryota; Metazoa; Arthropoda; Insecta; Diptera; Chironomidae
Source: the annotation of a GenBank genome assembly
AGUUCAGUUAUUGAAGUGUCUAAGUGAGGGUUUGGUCAGAAAAUUUAAUCGAUUACAAGCAUGUCUGAUUCAUUUAAUUUGAGAACUUUGGAAGAGUCCUUGAAAAGCGUUCCAUCGCAAGACCUUAAGGACAUAAAAACGCAUAUCUAUGGACGUUCUGAUGACCACGAGUUAUCAAUCUCGUCAUCAGCCCAAAGAAUUGCUGAAUCCAACAAUUUUGUCAUCAAGACCUAUGGCUUCAAAGCAAAGAAGGAAGAUUUGCGUAAACCACGAAUCGUAAGAAUUGGAGCUGUCCAAACUUCAAUCGCUGCUCCAACAACAGCACCGGUUAGCGUUCAACGAGACGCAAUUUUUGCAAAAGUCGGAAAAAUCAUCGAAGCUGCGGCAGCUGAUAACGUUAAUGUCUUAUGUUUGCAAGAACUUUGGACAUUGCCUUAUGUCUUUUGUACAAGAGAGAAAUAUCCGUGGUGUGAAUUUGCCGAGAAUGCUAAAACCGGAGCUGGAGUUACUUUCUUGAAAGGCUACGCUAAGAAGUUCAACAUGGUUAUUGUUUGUCCUAUUUUGGAACGCGAUGAAGAUCAAGGCGACAUCAUAUGGAAUACUGCGGUUGUCAUAAGCAACACUGGAAAUAUUAUUGGAAAGCAUCGUAAGAACCAUAUUCCGCGUGUUGGUGACUUUAAUGAAUCAACUUAUUAUUAUGAAGGAAACACUGGACAUCCAGUGUUUGAAACGCAAUUCGGAAAGAUCGCGAUGAAUAUUUGCUAUGGACGACAUCAUCCUCAAAAUUGGAUGAUGUUUGGCCUUAAUGGAGCUGAAAUUGUUUUCAAUCCAUCAGCUGAAAUUGGAGGUUCGCUUUCUGAUAGAAUGUGGUUCAUUGAAGGAAGAAAUGCUGCAGUGGCGAAUUCUUAUUUCACUGUUACAAUCAAUCGUGUUGGAACUGAAAUAUUCCAAAACGAAUUUACAUCGGCUGAUGGUAAGCCGGCUCAUAAGGAUAUGGGUCCAUUCUAUGGUUCAGCUUAUUUAGCAGCGCCUGAUGGUACACGUUCACCUGGCAUGCCACGUGAUCGUGACGGAUUGUUAAUUUGCGAAGUUGACUUGAACAUGUGUCGUCAGGAAAGAGAUCUUCAUACUUUCCGAAUGUGUCAACGUUUGCCACUUUAUGCUGAAGGCUUGACUAAGGCUUGUAAGCUGGACUUUGAACCUCAGGUCAUACGAGAAAAUGAAAAUUUGAAACGAAACCAACGUCAACAUACAAAUGAUCAUCAAUUUUGAAGAAAUUGUAAACAUUCGAAAAUGUUCGAUUAACCGACAUCAUUAAUGAUUAAGCAAUAAAAAUCGAACAAAAAUAUUAAACCACAAAAAAGUUU